This is a messenger RNA of Epinephelus moara (kelp grouper), 3718 nucleotides long. RefSeq names its product activating transcription factor 5a (gene atf5a). The transcript is spliced from 4 exons. NCBI's taxonomy places the organism in Eukaryota, Metazoa, Chordata, Actinopteri, Perciformes, Serranidae. Gene Ontology annotation, molecular function: RNA polymerase II transcription regulatory region sequence-specific DNA binding; DNA-binding transcription activator activity, RNA polymerase II-specific. The record is from RefSeq and is a predicted model, not a curated record. Gene Ontology annotation, biological process: regulation of transcription by RNA polymerase II. The coding region runs from base 308 to 1825 and encodes 505 amino acids. Gene Ontology annotation, cellular component: nucleus.
CUUCCUCACAAUUAAGCAGCCCCCUCAGUUUACAGGUCGACCACAACAAAGCAACAACUCGUCCCUUUUGCGCCGUCCCGGAUAUUCCGAGCUCAAAUAUGGCUCUUUAAACUCGUUAAGUAGUUGGACCCGAAGAGAAACCGUGCUUUGCUUUAGCAACGCACCCCCAAGUGCUCUACCUUUUUUUCCGCAAGAAUGGAGUUUCAUUAUGCUCACCCAGCCCUGCUCUCUGUGGCCCAUCUGUCAGACCCUGCUUGCUCUCAGCAUAUGCUUGGACUUGGACUGAAUCAAAGCGCCAACAGACAAUAUGAUGGCAACAUCAGCUCCUGUUUGGAAGACUCUUCGUGUCUGCCCGGCAGACCCCCUCGCUCUCUCUCACCCACAGGCUAACCACAGCCAAUCACAGGGGUGCAGGGGGGAGGUGUCAGAGGAGAGUCAGCACUUAAUUGGUGAUGGUCUCACUGACUGGAUGACGGAAGAAGUGGAUUUCUCCUCGUACCUCCCAAACCCUCCUUCCCCUCCCUCCUCCACCAAUGCCUCCCUUCCCCCUUCACCCCUUCAGAAUGAUAUCCAGGUGCCCUCUGACUUGGAGGUCAUGACCUCUCUGCUGCAAGAGGAACUCGCCCAACUAGAGGACUACUUCCUGUCUGAACCACUGCCAGAGAAAGGGCCGAGGCUGGGAAAAUGCGACAGGGGUCCACUGCCGGCGGGUCCUCAGCCGUUCAGUCAGCUGCCAUAUGCAUCAUACUCGACAUCCAACCAAUCGGAAUCCAGCCCACUCCUUGUUACCCUGGCAACCGGAGAACUGGACCUGCUGAGUAUCUGUGGCGGGCCCAUUGGGCGAUCCAAAAUUCCAAGACACGCCCCAUACAGCUGCAGUCGCCCCAGUGGGUGUGUUAGGAAAAGAGUUCCUGAUGGUGUGAGGUUCAGUGAAGGCUAUGACAACAGUUUGUUGAGUUCCAAAGGAAGUAACUCAGGUAACUCGGCAGUGACCCUCGCAGGUAACUAUGGCUGUGUUGAGGACGAGCAGCUGGUAGGGAAAAGCUACUGUCUGGGUAGUGCAGUCGAGGUCAGAAGAUGUGCCGUUCUACCAAAAGACGAGAAAAAUUGCUGUUUCAGUCAAGAUGUGAUAGGUGGUACGAAGGUUGUUGGUGGUGGAUUUGGUUUCGGCGGAUCACUUGAUGUUCCGCACAAGAAAGAGGAUCUGCUGAUGUAUAGCAUGAGGGAGGUGAGCGGAGGCACCGGCAACAAUGAGGUGCUGAAUAGUAUCAAAACUAGUGUGGAGGUGACAAAAGCCACCGUUUCUUGGAAAACAGAGAGCGGCGAAGGUUGUUAUCUUCCAGCAACACCGCAGUCUGAGGCCUAUCAUAGUUUCUUAGGCAGCAUCAACGAACAGGUGAAAUCAGAGGGUCUACAGAUAGCGCAACAUGAUUUACACUGUAACUUUCUGGAGGAUCAGGGCCCAGAGUGUCUUUUAAUGGCGAGGGAGAGUCUGAACUUGGAGUCUGCAGGGCACAGACAAGCAUGCAGGUUGAAGGAAGACCACUGUGCUUUGAAAUACGAAGAGGACCUCAUUCCAGCCGAAGGCGGCGAACGCAAACAGAAGAAGAGAGAUCAGAACAAAACUGCCGCUCACAGGUAUCGCCAGCGAAAAAGGGCGGAGCUAGAUUCUUUGGAGGAACAGUUGCACUGCCUUGAAGGGAGAAACCGGGAGCUGCGGGACAAGGCAGAGUCGGUAGAACGUGAAAUCCAGUAUGUCAAAGACCUGCUGAUUGAAGUUUACAAGGCCCGCAGCCAAAGGCUCAAGCAGGACACAACAGCGUAACACCAACUCCUGCAAGUACAUUUAAAGAGGGCGUAACAGGGAAAAAUUCGGUGUCUUUAAAGAUUGUCCAGAAUUGAAUGUUUAUUUAUUUUAUUUUUUUUUCAUGGCGGGCGGGGUAAAUGCAUGCUUUGCUAAUGUGAAUUAUUUUUUUCUGUUUAAAUCAACACUCUAUCCAAUGCUUCCAUUGCUUCCGCACUCUAAUCACUUGAGCCUGCACUGUGGCAUUGCAAUGCUUUAAAUGACAAUCAUUUUUAAUAGAUCUCGCACUGUGCAGAUCUACUAAUUGAAAUACGGUUAUUUCUGAUGAAGUAAUGUUAUUAUUUAUGCAGGUUUGAUAUUUUUAACAGCCUUACAUUGGAAUUGAUGUCAGCAAUAGAACUUCAUGUUGCUGUUUUUUCUAGUUUAAACUUUUAUUUCCAAUCACUGUAUCACCCUUCUAACAGUUGAAGUUGUCCAAUAUGUUUUUGGUGUCUACAUGUGAAACUGCAUCUUUUCAUUUUGAGCACAUCGUUCAAACCAAAUACUUGUCUCAAAUAAUUUCUCACCUCCCUUGAACAGCAAAUGUGAUUUCAAUUGCUAUGAAUAUUUUAAAAUAUUAGAAUUGCGCUUGACGAUGUGUUGACUUUUACGAUUGCGGAAAGAGCGGCUGGUGCACAGAAGAGCAAAAAAGUUUUCGUCUUCGACCUUUGCAAAAUAUUUUUAUCAGUUUAAUAUUGUUAGGUUUUUUUUGGAGAAGCAUUUAAUUGAUUGCAGGUUUAAUGCAAUCCAAAAUUUUCAUUAGUUAAAGGGACUUGGAUGUUUUAGGCAUGUAAUUCCUUUUUCUUUUACAGAAGGUCUACAUCUACAUGUUAUCCUGCUUUGUUAGAAACAUCACUGUGUCUGUUGUAUUUACAUUUGUUUCUCCCCUGAUAUUUGCAUUAUAUUUAAUGUAACAAAUCAUCUUCCAGCGGUGAAUAAUGUCCAAAUUAUAAAUUCCGUGACCAAAAUAGCUUCUCAUUUUUACUGUUUUAAAGAUGGAAACUGACAUUUUAUCAUGUUUGUGGCAGUUUCUAAAAUUUUCUUCUAUUGCAUAUUGCAAAUUAUACAAUCUAUUUUGCAGCUCAGGAUAUGCAAUUAGUCCUCCAGUCCUACAAAUGUAGAUGAUUCAUGGCUGGAGGCUUCUUUUCUUCAUUUCAAGAUUUCACUGCUAUUGACAUGCAGGUUUUCCUGAUGUUAAAAAAAAAAAAAAAAGGUUUUCAUUAUGUACAAAUAUUAUACCUAGUGGAGUUUUAGCAGCCUCCCUCUGCAUGUUUUUCCAUAAAUGAAGUAGAAAAUGUAGGAUUUGAGAAAUAAGUCGGGGUUCUUCCUCUAAAGUGCUUGUUAAGGCAAUAAGUUUUCUAGGCCUCUGGCUGAUCUGCACUAAUUUGUAACAACUUUUGUAUGUUCAGGGAGCAGAGUGUGUUAGCCUUUUCUUUGUAGAAAAUUAACUGAAAAAAAAAUCUCAUUAGGUUAUUUGUUGAGGCUUUUGCAGUGCUAGCUUUGGUGUAAGAGGAUGCUGUGUAAAUUAUUUUCCAAUCCGAUUUGUUGCUGAGCAAAUACUACCACUACUGUUACUGUUAAAUAUGCCUAUACCGAGGAUAGAUUUUUUUCUAUGCAUAUUUAUUUUGAGACAAUCUCGGAUAUGAGCGCUGACUCAUUGACUCAUAUUUAUUUGUGUUCAUGGAGUUUUUUUAGAAAGAAAUUCAUGUCACACUGUUUGACCCUGCUGCGGUGUACUAUCAACUCCGAUUGUUAAAACCAAAAAUAUGUGACAGCACAUUUUAACGCUUUUUAAAUUUAAUUUGAUCAUAUAUUUCCUUUGUGUGACGUCAGCUGUUUUUUCCUUUCAAAAAAAUAAAGUGUGUCAUCAACUCA